GACAUUUUUGACGUGUUUGGCGCAAAAGCACGUCCAAAUUUGAAAUAACGACGUUAACCUCAAAUAAGGUUGUUUUCGACACUUAACAACAUCUUUGCAAUCAAUCGUAAUGGAAGCGAUCGCAUCAACAGCGAGUAUCAAUGCGGAUGAGGAUUUGGAUGAUUUCACUCCGGCGAAACUAGUCAAAACGUUAGAGAAAAAUGGCAUCACAGCUGGAGAUAUUAAGAAGCUCCAAGAUGCUGGAUACUACACUGUCGAGGCAGUGGCCUACGCGACCAAGAAGGAUCUCUUGACGAUCAAGGGCAUCAGUGAAGUCAAAGCAGAUAAAUUGCAGCAGGAGGCCUCCAAGAUGGUCAUGAUGGGCUUUAAGAGCGCCACGGAGGUAUAUCAAACACGAUCGAAUAUCGUCUAUAUCACUACAGGUUCCAAGGAAUUGGACAAGCUAUUAGGUGGAGGAAUAGAAACUGGCUCUAUCACAGAGAUCUUUGGAGAGUUCAGAUCAGGAAAGUCUCAACUGUGUCACACUCUCGCUGUGAACUGUCAGUUACCCAUCAGCAUGGGUGGCGCAGAGGGCAAAUGUCUCUACAUAGAUACAGAGAAUACUUUUAGACCAGAAAGAUUAAUAGCAGCGGCAGAAAAGUACAAGAUCAAUGGACAGUCAGUUCUCGAUAACGUCGCUUGUGCAAGAGCGUUCAACACUGAUCAUCAGACUAAGUUGUUGCUUUUAGCCAGUGCCAUGAUGACAGAGGCAAGAUAUGCCCUGUUGAUAGUUGACAGUGCGACCGGUUUAUAUAGAACCGAUUACACCGGCAGGGGUGAAUUAUCAGCUAGACAAGUUCAUCUAGGGAGAUUCCUUAGAAUGCUGCUGCGACUGGCGGAUGAACACGGGAUAGCCGUGGUUAUAACGAAUCAAGUGGUUGCACAAGUCGACGGCGCCGCUAGUAUGUUCGGCGGUGAUCAGAAAAAACCGAUUGGUGGUCACAUUUUAGCUCACUCAAGCACAACAAGAUUGUACUUGCGUAAAGGCAGAGGAGAAACUAGGAUAUGCAAGGUAUAUGAUUCACCGUGUUUACCAGAGAGUGAGGCGACAUUUGCCAUAAAUCCAGAUGGCAUAGGCGAUGUAAAAGAAUAAGUUUAAACUGAAGAAUUAGAAUAAAAAAGAACAUAAUAAAUUAUUAUACACAGUGAUUUGUUUUUAAGAAAACCGACAAAUGUAUUUCACGCAUUGGAUAUCAGCUUAUCUUUGUUAAGAUGAAGUUAAACAAGAGAUAAAUGUCUCUCUCGCUCACGUUGGAUAAUGUUAGUUAUAUAUCUUAAAAUAAUUGAAGAGUUCAAGAAAGGACAAUAAAUUCUACGCAAUCGAAGUUAAUUGUUAAGUUA
Molecule: messenger RNA, 1380 nt
Organism: Mycetomoellerius zeteki
Lineage: Eukaryota; Metazoa; Arthropoda; Insecta; Hymenoptera; Formicidae
Product: RAD51 recombinase homolog spn-A
Exons: 2
Coding region: 110-1132 (340 amino acids)
Biological process (GO): DNA recombinase assembly; mitotic recombination; DNA strand invasion
Cellular component (GO): condensed nuclear chromosome
Molecular function (GO): single-stranded DNA binding; ATP-dependent DNA damage sensor activity; ATP hydrolysis activity
Source: RefSeq, a predicted model, not a curated record